CACGCCUUUUGUUUAGUACUUACGGCGUAGUGUGGUUUAUGAUCGUAGCUUUUUCAUUCAUGUGCUUUUCCAGUGAACUGUUUCCGACUUUGAUAACUGUUUUAAUAUCUAACAAUAGUAAAAAAGUAUCUGUAUUUUAAAUUUUAUAAAUUGCUUUGAAAUUGUACAAAAUUGUACAGUGUCGAUGGUAUUUCUAAUCUCACUUCUUGUUAUUAAUUGCAUUGAACAUCUGUAAUACUUGCAUCUAGAAUCUGAUAAACAAUUGACGCCGGCGCCAGUUUGUGGCUUUUAGAAUGAGGACAUGCCGGCCGACGACAAAAACCCGAUUUAUCAGUACACGUAACCGGCGGGCAUUUUUGUGUAAUUUGUCAUUGGCUGCGAAAGCGUCGAUAAUGGCCGGUGUAAUGGUUGCCGUGUGUAAUUAGCACUGCGCCAUCACCGCACAGGAUCUCGUAAUUGCAUCUUCACGGCACAGAGAGAAAAAGAACGCUGGCUUAUUCGGCUGACGAGACGCGGAAGCGCACUCGGUCAGUUCAUAACGCUGCACUUUUCUGCGGCAUACGCCGUUUACCCUUACGAGCUACGGUUUUCCGAUGAUUUUGCAUUAUUUUGGGCAUUUUUUAUCGCAUUAACUGCUCCCAUUUAUAUUCUAUAAUAAUUUAUUUUCGCUAGAAUAUAUAUAAAUAUUUUUAAAAUUAUAUAUAACUAUAAAAAAUUGUCGUUCGCAUUGUUUUUCGUCUGGAAUUUAUUUAUUCAUAAAAUGGAUUAACGGGAAAAAAUUGUCGGGAGUAUCCACGAACUGUUGGGGAAUAUUUAUUAUAAAAUGAAUUAUUAUUCGGCGACAAAAUGAUACGAUGGAAAUGGGGAUUGCUCCUCCUCCCGUUGCACUUAUCCUGUAUUUCUCGCAUCGCGGCCGUCUCGGAGGCCGAUCUCGAUGAGCAUCAGCAGUGCCAGGUGUCGACCGUGAACAGUAGCUGGCCCCUGCAGGCGGUGUGCCGGCCCCGCACGCGCUGCUCGUUGGAUAAACUCCUGCAGCCGGUGCGACUGUGUUUCUUUAGCAGUCGGCCGGUAUUUGCCCGCGCCCUCGAUGAUGCAGCGGAUGCCUUGUCGGUGGAAUCGGCGCGGACGUUGAUCGCCCGCACCGGGUCGGCGGGGGUGUGCUGCCGGGUGGAUAUGCCGGCGCCGGUGACGCCGCGGACGACCACCACCGCGAUGCCGGUGGAGCUGCUGACCAAUGAGAUUGCCGGGACAGCCGCUCUGAGCAUCCGCAAACCGGCCGUUCCCCUGCCCGACCAGGACCUGCUAGACAUCAUCCCCUACUCCGCCCUGAUCGCCAGUAAUCUGCUCUUCCAGAACAGCAACCGCAUCCGCAACCCCGACGGCAGUCUGGCCAGUCCGAAGAAGAGCUUCACCGCCGCCAACAUCGGCGAUCUCGGACUGGACUGCGGCCGGCGCAAUCUCUCCUACAAGAUGAUGCGGGUGGGCCGCAUUGUCGGCGGACUGCCGGCCGGCUUCAGCGACUGGCCCUGGGUGGUGAUGGUGCUCAACUAUGGCCGUCCGCGCUGCGGCGGAACUCUCCUGUCCAACUCCACGGUGAUCACCGCCGCCCACUGCGUCAGCGGUACUUUGCUGUACAACCUGACCGUCCGCGUGGGUAUGUUCAACACCAACGAGCGCCUGACGCUGCCGUUUCCGCCGGUGGAGCGGCGGGUCAGCGCCAUCGUCCGCCAUCCGGAAUUCGAUCUGACCACGCUACUGAACGACGUGGCCAUCCUGCACCUGAGCGAGCCGGUCAGCUUUGCGCCCAAUAUUAUGCCGGCCUGUCUGGCGUCGCAGGAGUACCCGCCCAGUACGCCGACCAUUAUUCUCGGCUGGGGCAAGGAAGGGGAAAAUAAUACGGUAUAUGAACUGCCGGAUUCGUUGCAAGCGGUGUCCGUGCCGGUGUAUAAUCGCAGCGAAUGCGCUACGUACUUCAACAAGCAGGGAUUGACCAAUCUAAUCGGGCCGCAGCAUAUCUGUGCCGGGUCGGACGAAGGCGGUCGGGAUGCCUGUCAGGGUGACUCGGGCGGGCCCAUGCUGCUGGCCAAUCCGGAAGGCCGCUUCGAAUUACUGGGCAUCAUCAGCUGGGGAUUCGGCUGCGGUGAGCCGCACAUUCCGGCCGUCUACACCAACAUCUUCUACUUUAAACGCUGGAUCAUCGACACCGUCAAGGCCCUCAUGACGCCCAGCAAAGACGCCGCAUAAAAUAUUUUAAUAGAUUCAAUCUGAGAAAAUUAGUUUUUGUUUGGAUAAUUAUUGAUCUCGUUGUUUGUUUCUGCUUGUGACAUGAUGAGAAAUGAAAAUUUGUUAUGUGAAAAAACGGGUAAUCCGAUCACAGACUGUGAUUAAGGAGGUUUUUCCGGUAUCGACAAACGUAAUCGCACUGUGCCGUUGUAAAGGUCAGUUUGCUAUCAGAUUAUGCUGACCGGAAAUUGUGGACUUUUACCAC
Molecule: messenger RNA, 2488 nt
Organism: Paramacrobiotus metropolitanus
Lineage: Eukaryota; Metazoa; Tardigrada; Eutardigrada; Parachela; Macrobiotidae
Product: brain-specific serine protease 4-like
Biological process (GO): proteolysis
Molecular function (GO): serine-type endopeptidase activity
Source: RefSeq, a predicted model, not a curated record